CCAGUGGAAACACAUCUAAGGAACUGAAUGCAUUGUAACGCCGGUAAACGCUAUGGCGGCAGCUGAUUUUCAGAAACAAACAUGCGACGUCAUACACUGCCUCUUACAAUAUAAUGAACUACAUUUUGAUAUGGUGGAGUCUGAUGGCCCUGAAGAUGAAAACUCAUUUGACCCUAUAAAAAUAGCCUCAAAGCUCAGGGAACUGGGUGACGAUUAUGAUGAGCGAGUGAUCCAGCCAUUGAUGAAGAAUGUACAGAAAGCUGCAGCCGAUCAGGUGAUGACUGCCUUCAGUGAUAGUGUGGAAAGCUUGUGUAAGAUGUGGGUUGUGGAAAGGGCAGAAGUGGCCUCAGAGAAGCAGCUUCUCAAGGCCGCCAUCACACUGGGACUCUUUAUGACGAAAAACUGCCCUGACAAGACGAAUGUUGUCGAGGUCGCUAUGAUGGGAUUCAUCAACAACCGUCUAACAAACUGGAUUGCAGAGCAAGGGGGCUGGGUCUCUUUCUCUAAGAACAGCAUGUGAUGAGAUUGGAGCUCAUUGUCUCGUUCUCUGAGAGACCCUCAAUCAUUCCCCUGAAGUUUUGAUUUGUAAUGCAGGGUGAACUAUAAAUGUCAAUCAUUUGCCAAGGUGCUCUUUUCAGACAAUCACAAUCAUUUUUAAUGUUUACCUUUUUAUUCUAAUACAGUUAUUUGUUUUGGAGUAUUGCAACUGAUGCGGGAACUGUCUUAUGAUGUAGUGAAAUUUCUUUACAUCACUGAUGUGGAGUAAAACUAUAAUGUUAUUUUAAAUAUUUUAAAAUGAAGCACUUUGAACAAAUGUGUUGGUCUAAUAGGGACAUGCAUGUUGUAGUAAACAUUAGUGAAAUAUUAGACUUUUCUCUCAUUAGAGAUCAAUAAACAUGAAGUGGACAUGUUGAGACAUAU
Molecule: messenger RNA, 921 nt
Organism: Onychostoma macrolepis
Lineage: Eukaryota; Metazoa; Chordata; Actinopteri; Cypriniformes; Cyprinidae
Product: bcl-2-like protein 15
Exons: 4
Coding region: 53-520 (155 amino acids)
Biological process (GO): regulation of apoptotic process
Source: RefSeq, a predicted model, not a curated record